UAUCUUAUACCAAGCGUUUGUCGUCUGUUCAAACUAAGUGUUAUUUAUAUGAAUGUCUGAGACGUUUUUAGCUAGUCUCCUUGAUUAGGUUGACAUGAUAAGUAGUAUGUGCACGAAGUAUAUUUAAUCGCAAUGUUUUAUAUAUCCUUGUUCUUCUUAUGUUUAAAUAUCAUCUUACACACAAACGGAUUGGUCGCGCCGGCAAAUCCCUACACCUGUGUCAUUGGAGCUGGAUACUCUGGCCUGGCCGCUGCCAGAUAUUUGCAGCAGUAUGGUCUUAAAUUUACAGUUUUUGAAAGGACGAAAUAUGUUGGUGGCACGUGGAGAUUCGAUCCCCACAUCGGCGUCGAUGAAGAUGGAGUACCAGUUUCUACCAGUCAAUACAAAUAUUUAAAAAUAAACUCGCCGAGGCAAACCAUGGAAUACGAUGGUUAUCCGUUCCCAGAUGACACGCCUUCAUUUGUGAGCGGGGUUUGCUUCUACAACUACAUAAAAUCGUUCGUAAAACAGUUUGAUUUGAUGAAGAAUAUUCAACUUCGAAGCUACGUGAAAUCGGUAAAGAGGUUGGAAGAUACCUGGGAACUGACGUACACUAGAACUGAUACAAAUGAAAAUGACACAGUGUAUUGUGACUUUGUAGUUGUAGCCAUUGGGCAAUAUAAUAAACCGCAUGUAGGAAAAUUUUCUGGAUUGGACGAAUUUGAAGGUACAGUUAUUCAUAGUCAUGACUACAAAUGUCCUGAGACAUACAAAAACAGCAACGUUCUUGUGGUAGGAGGGGGACCCUCUGGAUUAGAUAUAGCAAUACAAUUGCAGAAAGUCGCUAAAAAAAUAGUACACAGCCAUCACUUGAGAUACAAUGAACCACAGCUUCCUGAAAACUACGUGAAAAAGCCAGAUAUAAAAAAUUUUGUACGCAAUGGCGUAUUUUUUAAUGACACUAGCUUUGAAGAACUUGAUCAUGUCAUACUGGCAACAGGUUAUCGUAUUCAUCAUCCGUUCCUAGAUAGAAGUAGUGGUUUAUUGAUUACAAAUAAGUAUCUGAUGCCUUUGCACAACCAAGUCAUCAAUAUACGCGAACCCAGUUUAAUGUUCAUCGGGAUCUCCAAACAAUACAUUAACAAAAUAUUGAACGCUCAGGCGGAAUAUAUAGCAUUAUUCAUAGCAGGAAAAUUUGAACUACCUUCUGAAGAAGAGAUGCUAGAGAUGUGGAUGACUAAACAUUCACCACGUAAACUCAAAGACGUCAACAGUUUCGUAACGGAACCCCUUCAAUAUUUCCAGAACCUAACCGCGGAAGCUGGCGUUACAAGAUUGCCCCCGGUUAUUCUUGAUAUCAUUCUAAAUAGCAUUCAUAAUUUGUUAGACGACAUAUUACAUUACCGAGAUUACGAUUUUCAAAUCAUAGACUCUGAAAAUUAUAAGUCCUGGAGAAAUUAUAAUGUUACUGAAGACAGAUUUAACAAUUGCACUAUACAAGAUAUAGAUUUAUAAUGCUUGUACGGCAUACAAAUUUUAGACAACAAUAUUUUUUUUUUCACAAUUGUGUACGUGAUUAGGUGAAUUUGUAGGUAUAUUUGAUUAUUUUUAACCGACCUCAUACACGUAAACUGUACAAAUAUUUGAUAAAAGCCUCACAUUGUUGUUAAAUGAGAUUCUUAAAAUAUGUUGUUUUUAAUGAGACUGUGCUUUUUGCUCCUGGUUUAUCAAAAGGCACUUUUUAUCGGUAAGUUUGAUAAUAUAGUUAUAUAGUAUUUAAAAAGCGUUGCGUGUUCUUCGUCGAAUCACCUAUUUUAAUAGAUUAUGACGAGAUUUAUAAGUGACAAACUGUUAAAUUUCUGUACGUAAGGUAACGUGUGACAAUAUAAACGGGUCAAACGAUGUAAAUAUAUAAUAAAAAAUGUUGUGUUGUAUUCACUAAGUAUCUUCUAUCGAAAGUUUAAAGUUUAGUUUAAAAAGCAAUUUCAGUGUUCAAUAAUAAAUACAACAUUACGUAUUGAUGUUUUAAGUAUAUAGUAAAUAAUUAAUGUUUAAUUUAUCUAAGUUGGUUUGAUUAGUUUUACUGAGCAUACAAAAUAAAAUGAAUCUGAAGAAGAAUAA
Molecule: messenger RNA, 2100 nt
Organism: Danaus plexippus (monarch butterfly)
Lineage: Eukaryota; Metazoa; Arthropoda; Insecta; Lepidoptera; Nymphalidae
Product: senecionine N-oxygenase-like
Exons: 8
Coding region: 133-1494 (453 amino acids)
Molecular function (GO): N,N-dimethylaniline monooxygenase activity; NADP binding; flavin adenine dinucleotide binding
Source: RefSeq, a predicted model, not a curated record